GUAGACUUUUCCAGCGAUUUCAAACAAGAGAGCUAGAGCUUUAGCAAGGGUUUGAGUGGAAAAAGUCAGCACAGAGAUUAGUAGUGAUUUCUGGGUACUGGUAUAGGUGGUAUAUCAGGGGUUCUAUUGGCUGGGUAGCUAGUAGGGAGAUAAAGGUUUGACGAUCAAGCAGUAGGCUGAUCGGGUAACUCUGAUUGUGUUUCGAAGGGAGCUUAAAGAACAAUUUCUAGUGAAUCGUCAGAGAUCGCAAGAGAGCGAUUCUCUGACCGUGGAUUAGUCGGUGUUGGGUUCGUUAAACACCUAACACCGGAUACCACGUAAAAAUUUGGUGUUGUGUUUUAUUUUCUGCACUUGAUUGGCUUUGCUGAUAUCCUGUUGCACUCUGUUCAUGUGUCUGGGUUGAAAGCAAAGAACAGGGGUUUUUGAUUUCAGUCGAAGAGAAGGGAAGGAUCAGUUUGGGUUCGUGAAACGGUGAGUUUUGGGAAAAGGUUGGUGUCUGAUUUGUGAUCAGGCCAAGGAAAAGCUUUUGAGUGGGCUGGUGAGAAAGCUAAAUAAAAUAAGCUUUGGGUCUCGGCCCAAUUCUUCCAAGGCUAAGCUAUCGGCUGCUCAAACACCAAAAGAGGAAAUCCUUCCUGGUCAUUCCGAUCAAACAAAAACUCUAGGUAAAAACUGGUUCUGCUGUUCUUGCCGAAAGAGACGAAGAAGCUUAGUGCAGGUGUUGAAUCCGAAUAAGAGAAAGAAGGCCGAUUUGUCUCGCGCUCGACACUUUUACACGUGGUAUCAGAGCCUGGUUCUGUCGAAAAGGGUCAAGCGAUCUCCGGAGUAGCAAGACAUGUCGACGAAUUCGGGAAUGGGGGCUGUUCUCUAUCUCGCGGAUGGGUUUUCACAAAAUCGGCCACCAACGGGUACUGGAAGAAUCGAAUGGAGCUGUUCGUUGGUUCAACAGACCCGAAACUCUGGGCAACAGUCAUCAAGGGUCCGCACGAGCUCAAGACUGACCAAGAAAAAUGGACCGACGAGGAUUUUGAGAAACAUCAGCAGAAUUGCAAGGCCACAAACCUGAUGUACUGCUCGCUUGGGCCUGAAGAGUAUCACAAAGUCUCUGGGUGCAAAACUGCAAAAGAGAUAUGGGACAAACUCCAGGUAACCUACGAAGGCACUUCUCAAGUUAAAAUUUCCAGGAUCAACAUACUGAAAACUGAGUUUGAAACAUUUAAGAUGAAUGAUGGGGAAUCAAUUAGGGAAAUGUCGGAAAGGUUCACUAAUAUAGUGAACAGUCUAGAAAACUUGGGAGUAUCGUAUGACAGUGGUGACCUAGUUAGGAAGAUUCUAUGGUCUCUACCUAAGAAAUGGGAUCCGAAAGUGACUGCAAUAGAGGAGGCAAAGAAUUUAUCUACACUGGAUGUCGAUGAACUAAUAGGGUCAUUAGCCACGUAUGAGGAGAAAAUCAAAAGAGAAAGUGGAGAAGAACAGAAGAAAGAAAAAAGGGGGGAUAGCUUUUAAAGCACAAGCUUGCGAGGAAGAUUCGGCGAAUACGAUGAUAUGGAUGAUGACGAGCUGGCAAUGCUCAGCAAGCAUAUAACACAGCUCAUGAAGAUGAGGAAGGACAGACGACGAGGAAACCUUGUAAAUAAUGAUAUGCAAGAAUAAACACCAGGUUGCAUGACUAAACAGUAUUUUGGUUGCGUGAAUAAUCAACGCUCUUACGUGAAUAAUAAUAACGCCAAUAUGGCAUGAAUAAGCUCAAAUUUACGUGAAAAAUAACAAAUAAAUAAAUUAAUUAGGUGUUGUCUCUAAAAUUCAAAGAGAGUGGGCUUAGGUAACCAAUUCGUGGAGUGGAAGCAAGAGUAGGAGCGAGAGAGCGUAUAUUUUUAAAAGUUGUAUGAAAGCGUUAAUAUUAUAUUAUCUUUAUUAUUCUAAUAUUUGUUUUUAUCUAUAAGUAAUGUUGGUAGAAAAAAUUUCAAGCUACCAAUUAGCACAUUAAUUUUCGUUUUUACCAAAUUAACCUGUUUGAAAUUCCAAAUAGUGGUGAUACCAUAUAAUAUUCAAAAAUAAGAAGAAAACAUAUUCAUGGAUUUUGGCAAUGUAGUCAAAAUCGCGCUUUAAAACUUAAAAACUUACAAUUUUACGUUUUAAGGUCACUAGAACGCUUCUAUAUAAAAUCUCAGUUUUUAUAACUUUUGUAGUUAAAAACUCUGUUUUAAAACUUAAAAACUUACGAUUUUACGCUUCUAGAUCAUCAAAACGUUUCUACAUUAAAACUCGCUUUUGACUACAUUGGAUUUUGGUACCUAUCUAUCUAUCUAUCUAUCUAUAUCUAUAUCUAUAUAUCUAUAUCUAUACUAUAUAUUAUGGUAAUUUAAAAAUAAUCUCUUGCCACAUAAGCAAUUGGAGGAUCCACAAGUUGGACAACUUUUUUACAAACAAAAAAAAAUUAGUUAUUAAUGUAUUUAUGGAGCUAUCUCUCUCUUCUUUAAUAUUUUCAAUUAUUUUAUCUAAUUAUUAUUUUUCAUUUAUCCAUUUAUUUUUUUCUUUUUUGCAUUCAUAAUAACUUACAUGUUGAUAAAUUUAACCAAACACAUAUAAAUAAUAAUUGUUUUUGUCAAGUAAACAAAAUAUAAAUAGAAAACAGAGAGUGACAUAUAUCACAUUUGUUCAAAUAAAAAGUAUCUGAUUAAAACUUAUGAAGUAAAAUUUCUACUCAUUUUUACUAAAAUUGAAUGAUAAGUUACAUUUUGAUGAAAAAAUUAAACAAACAUACACAUAAAAAAUAAUUAUUUUAUUGAUUAAACAAAAUAUAUAUGAAAAGAGAGAAAAUAAACAUUUGACAUUCAAUUACCUUUGAAAAAUAAACUAUAUUAUUUUAUAUUUUGUUGAAAUCAAACACUCUCUUAUUAGUGAAGUAUAUGUCUAUAAAAUAAAACAAUUAUUAUUUAGCAAAAUGUUAGAGUAUAAUCUUGAUCGAGUAGUUACAGUUAUUUAUUUAUUAAAGACUUCUUAUUCAUUCAGAUCACGUUCUACAAUAACUCCUCAAAUGAAGAGGAAUUGCAUGUGCAAUAAUUUUAUAAUGUGCUAAGUUCACAUUAAUAAUAUUUGCUCUAUAUCAUGUUUGAUUGAGCAAGCUCUAUUGAGGUCCUAAGUCGUAUGCUAAGAAAUUUUCUUUCAGACUUAGAGUUAUCGUCGACGAUUAUAACAUAUGUGAAGGUUAAAGUAGUUUUUGUUGACAAUCUACUAUAAACAUUCCUUGAUGAGACACAACAUUCCUUGAAAAAUAACAUAUGUGAAGGUUAAAGUAAUAUUUGUUGACAAUCUACGAUAAACAUCACGUUUCAUCAAUUAAUAACCUACGCAUUUACCAAAUAAAGGUUGGCAAUUUUUAGUAAGAUAGUCAAUUGGGAUAAACAUAUUUAUCCAACAAUUAAGUAUCUUUAUCCAAUCAUCUCAACUCUCAAAAUUGGUUUCCAGUUCGUCCAAACUCGAGAAACACAAAUUGAUAUAUGUUGUAUAAGAUAAUAAGUUAAUGCAAAUAAUCAAAUGAAAUCCACCGAUAUUGUUCAAAUGAUAAUACAUUUUAAAUGCACUUGAAAUAUGUGUGUAUUGUAUACACUCUUUAUCAAUUAUUAAUAUAUAAGUGAUAAAAUCUUUGAAAAUUACACAUUCAACGACCAUGUUGAGACCAAAAUCCUUGAUAGUGUGUGUGUGUGUGUCUUAGAUUGAGAUUCCAAGCAAACAUAUAAACAAUGACCACGGGUUGAGGGUUAGUAUAAACUUCAAGAAUUAACAACUGAUACAUAUUGUAUAAUAUACUAAAUUUAAUUGUCUUGAUAAAAAACUAACAUCCAAAAUGGAAAUGAGUCGAGAUUAGAGAAUUUAAUCAUCAUGAGGGCUACAGUGCGUGUCAAGUUUCAAUAUAGAUGAAUAAAUUGAUCCAAUAAAGAAGUAUCGUUACAACAUUGGUCGAGAGUUCGUCCAAAGUCGAGAAUCAUGAAUGUGUAUUGGAUUCCACAUGACCUAAAAUUCCAAUCCCUUUUGAGGGCUGAAUACCUCUGAUCACAACCACAGGUGCCAAAGAAGAAUGAAAAGAAGCCCAAAAAAGCAAAAAAGAAAAUAACCUCUGAUACGAUGAACAAAAUAAAACCAUAUUGAGCUAUGAUCCUGUCAGCCCUACCAUUUUAUUCUCCAUAAAGGGGGUUGUGGGAGAGGAUAAGAAAUAAAUAGCAGGAGCUUAGGAUUUGCCUCUUUUUAUAAUAUAUAUCGAGCGAUAGACAACCCUAAUAGUUGUCUGACGUUAUGGGGGUAAAAGCGGGAUCUCUAUCCCGCGAAUGGUGGAUAGGCAAGUAGCACUUUUAAUAUGAGUAUUAUGCGAGAUAGGAUAGGUCUGAAGAAGUAUGUGGAUAAUUUUGAGUGUACUACACACACACAUACAUAUAUAUAACAUCAAGGAGUGAGUUCUACGGUACCUAGAGUGAAAUUCAGCGUACCGCAUACCUUGAGCAUGAAAGCGUUAUCCAAACCUUGAAUUGACUGAUCUUUCAGACAUGAUAUUAUACUCCAACCCUUAGACAUCAAAAUCUAGGUUUUAAUUCUCUAAAUCUUAUAUCCCAAGAUCAAUUUAAUUAGAAACAAUGAUCGACGAUUAUGAUUCGUCCAAAUAUAGGCAAAAAAUGAAUGCACCAUCUUAGGGUUUACAAUUUAUGAUUUAGAUAAUUAGGACAUAAUUCACUCAUUAAGGGUUAGGGUAUAUUAUCCGACCAAAAAUCCUGCUAAUUUGAGGUCUAGAUAGAUUUUUAAUACUCAAGGUAUGUGGUACCCUAGAUCUCACCUGGGGUACCGUAAAAGCCGCCCAAUAUCAAGGUAUACUAUACUUUUGAUUUUACUCAAGAUACGAUAGAAGAUAGAUAUGACGAAGUAUGCCCAUAAAUUAGAGGUUAGAGAAUUAGGGUUUGGAGUUCACCUAUUAGAUGUUAGGGUAUAGUAUCAUGCCCCAAGAAACUCCGGUUAAUUCGUGGUCUAAAUAGUAUAACUCAAUUGUCGUAUGGUAGUGUGAACACAAGAGUAUAGCAUACUCCUGGCACACGCUAGCUUGAACUAUAUGUGUGUGUGUGGGGGGGGGGGGGGGGGGGGGGGGGGGGGGGGGGGGGGGGGGGGGGGGGGGGGGAAGUUCAGGUUGGCGUACGCUAAACAUUAGUGUUUUGCUUGAUAAAUUUUGACAUAAGUUCUAAAUGGGACGUGACGGUGACAUCAUUUAUGAUUAGAAAACCGAAGUAUCACAAAUGAGUGUGCUAAAUAUUGGAAAUUUUCAAUAUAGACAUACUACAAACUCUGUUAUAAAUCAAGAACACAAAAUAUUUGGAAUCCAAAAUGAUUUAAACAUAUAAAUAAGUUAAUUAAUAUAAAUUAUAAAAUAAAUCUCUCUGGCCAACGGGCCGGGUAAUAAGCUAGUAUACUUAAUAUUAUGGCUAUUCAAAAGUAACUUCUUGCCACAUAAGCACUUGGUGAAUUCACAAGAUGCCAAGGUGGACAAUUUUUUAACAAACAAAAAUUUAUUUAUUGAUCUAUUUAUGGAGCUAUCUCUCUCUUCUUUUAAUACUUCUACUCAUUUAUACUAAAACUUAAAAUAAGGUACAUUUUUUGUGACACAUUUAAACAAACAAACAAACAUAAGUAAUAAUCUUUUCUUCAAUUAAACAAACUAUAAAAAUGAAAAUAGAGAGUGACAGUUUAACCCAAAAUAUCUUAUUAAAUUUCAUUAAGUAAAUUUUCUAUUCAUUUUCACUAAAAAUUUAUAAUAAGUUACAUUUUGAUGGAAAAAAACAAGCACACAUAUGAAUAAUAAUAAUUUUUCAAUUAAACAAAAUUUAAACGAUGGCCUGGGAGAAAAUGAGCGUUUGACAAUCAAUCUUUUUUGAAAAAUGAACUACAUGACUAUAUAUUUUUUGUUAUCAAACACUCACUUCUUCCUAAUGAAUAUACUUAUAAAAUAAAACAAGUAUAAUUUAUAUAGAAAAAGGUCUGAAGAUAAAUUUGACAUAGCAAUAAUUGUUAUUUUUUUAAAACACUUCUUAUUCAUUCCGUUUAAAUAAAAAAUAUAUUAAUUGUGAAUACAACCUUUUAAUUUAUCUCUACCAUUUUCCCAUUUUGAGUGUCUCUCUAGAAAUAAAAUCCAACAUUGAAAAUAAGAAAUUAGAUAGAGAAGGAAAUGGUAAUGCAUAUGAAGUUUUUUUUUCUUUGUAGGAGAAUAGGAGGAGGGAGGUACACGAGGAAACGAUUAGAUGGAAAAUUAUUGAGCAGUUGUAACAUAUUUUUGCCUGUUGAUAAAAGCAGUUCAUCCUAUCAUUACGAAGACGAGGUGAACCAGUGGCGUAGUUAGGAUUUCAUCUAAGGUGGGUCCACUUAGAAGAAAAAUUCACCUGGUAAAAUAAUUUUUGUUAAUUUUGCGAAUCAUUCAUGACAUAAUCUUAUAUUGGAAAAUUUUGGUUAAGUAAAAUAGAUUAGCAGUCGAAAUUAUCAAGAAUAUUACUUUAUAUACCAAACAAUUAUUAAUGAUUUAGUUAGUCGUUCUGUUUCGUAUGAUGUUCUUUAUAAAAAACCAUUAGUAUAUAUAACUCGAGUUGUCAAGAGAUAUUUAAUAAUAUAUCUUACACCAAACAAUAAUUCAUGAUUUGUUUAGUCAUUCGCUUACAAAUGAUGUUAUUUGUCAAGAAUCUUUUUGAAUCAAUAAAUUGAGUUGUUGGAAGAGGUUCAAUAAUAUAUCUUAUACUAUUUACUAGCACGCUCCCUCAUAUAAGAAAGUCAACUUAUAGAAAAAUGAAGUUUGCACAAAUCUGUAUAUCGUGUACUUAACAAAUGAGGUCGCCAAAAUUUCGAACAAAAAAUCUUUCGAUCAACUAUUCUCAAUUAAAUACCCCUAAUUUUCUAUAUAAAUUAACUUUUGUACCUAAUUGAACAAUUUUCCUUCCGAGUCAGGGUGGGUCCCGUGACUCACCCUGUUAUACUCUCCCUCCGCCACUGAGGUGAACCAAACCGAGGAUUGUCGACUGCUCCCUCUUCCUCCUUGAUCUGAAGCUCGCAACUGCUCACUCUUUUUUCCAUUAUUUUCUUAAUUUCUUCCAAGUUAAAACGGUUGGAUGGUAAAUUUCCCUACUUGAUGAGCGAAUGUAUUUAUUCUUCGUUUUCACGGAGUUAUUUUAUGUUCUCUAUUACGUCAUAUACUUUUAUGUAAAUAGGUAAUAUAUGAUUAGAAAGGAUAAUUGGUUGGACUUAGAGCAUAUGUCAUUUGGUUGAAUAAUUGAUUUUUACUUAAAUGCCUAUUGCAACCCGAUACUUUAGAUGUUGAAAUGGAAAGUGGAGUUGUGAGGGUUUUUCAUUAUGUUCCUUAUGUUCAUGAUUGACAUGCUACUAGCUAGCUAUAAGAUGAUGAUCUGGUUAAUAAUUAGUAGGUAGCAAUGGGAUUAUAAGUAGAAGGGAACAUAAUUGGGGAUUUUAUAAAGGUCGUGAAGAAGAAAGAAAAUGACUGUGGAGGUUCCUAGGUUGUGUAUUUUGAUGUUUUUUCAAUUUCUACAUGUUUGUAAUGACAUUUUUUUGUUUCAUUAGGGUGAAUUUCUCCUCAUUAAAUCCUUAACUAAAGC
Molecule: messenger RNA, 7628 nt
Organism: Linum trigynum
Lineage: Eukaryota; Viridiplantae; Streptophyta; Magnoliopsida; Malpighiales; Linaceae
Source: the annotation of a GenBank genome assembly